Molecule: messenger RNA, 1804 nt
Organism: Syngnathus typhle (broad-nosed pipefish)
Lineage: Eukaryota; Metazoa; Chordata; Actinopteri; Syngnathiformes; Syngnathidae
Gene: cldn10e
Product: claudin 10e
Exons: 5
Coding region: 143-1108 (321 amino acids)
Biological process (GO): bicellular tight junction assembly; cell adhesion
Cellular component (GO): plasma membrane; bicellular tight junction
Molecular function (GO): structural molecule activity
Source: RefSeq, a predicted model, not a curated record
CUUGUAUUUGCAAGCCAGUCAAGUUAGCCCAUUUCCUAAAAUGAGCAGUUGUUGGUAUUUGGAUGUAAGCUCAACAUUCAUCAUCUGCAGUAGGAAAUAAACGCUGACCAAAAAGGUGAGUGCGAAAAGGAAAUAACCAGGGAUGCGGAUUCGAGUGGUUCAGAUCUGGGGCUUCCUGAUGACAGUACUGGGUUGGAUCUUUGUGGCUUGCACCAUGGCCAUGGAGGGUUGGAAGAUCAGCUCUGUCGGGGGCAUGGGAGGCUCCUCCAUCUUGAAGGUGGCCUGGUACUGGUCCAGUCUGUGGAGAUCUUGCUUUACAGAUUCAACAGCUGUUAGUAACUGCUACGACUUCCCCGUGCUCUGGUCCGUGGAAGGCCACAUUCAGAUUGUGCGAGGCCUGCUGAUGGCUGCUCUGUCCCUGGGCAUGUUGGGCUUUGUGCUCAGCUUGUUGGGCAUGGAGUGUACCUUCAUAGGGGGGGAAGACAAGUCAAAAUACAAGAAGAUCUACACUGGCGGUUGGUGCCACAUAAUCAGUGGUUCACUGUCCACAAGUGGAUAUGCUGUUUAUGCACAAUAUGUCUCAGUAGAAUAUUUCAACCCAAACUUUAUUGGACUUAGGUUUGACCUCGGCACCCCGCUGUUCCUCGGUUGGGUUGGCUCCGCCUUUCAAAUGGCUGGAGGUGUUUUCUAUUUGUGGUCCGUGUGCAGGCCACUAUUUGGACAAGUACAAACGGUGAUUGUCCGAAAAUUACCAGAUGUGGAAAAAGACCCCAAAACCAAGUCCACCACAGAGCUGUCCUCGGUAUCUGGAAUCACCUCCAAGUCCAAAGCAUCCUCUGUAUCCGAGCUGUCAUCCGUGCCUUCCAACGUGUCCGCCAUCUCUUCGGGAUUGACAUCUGGAAGUUCAGUCCAAUCAGAUCGAGGGUCAAGCACGAUGCGAACAAACACUUCUGCCGGCUCAGUGUCAGCUUCAGAGUCUGGCCUCUUGUCCAGAUCCAGUGCAUCAGCACUGUCCGGGUCACGUAGCAUCCGCAGCAGUCGUAUGACAUCAUUGUCCGGCGGCUCGAGGAGGCAGACAGCGGCUUUCCUAAAGAACUCCUACAUUUGAGUGACACAGACUUGCAUUAAUGACUUCAGAAGACCAGUGUGGCGCUGUUCUUAAGGCUGGAACGCUGUUUACGACAUGUUUCUAUUUUUUAAUGGAGCAAAUGUACCCAGCUAUGUUGCAGUCAAGACCCUUUGACCAAGACGCCAAGACAAGUUGAGUCCCCCAGUCAAGACAAAGACUAGGCAAUUAAAACCAGGUUAAGACUUGGAUGACAAAGUUUAUAGAAUGCAAGCAAACUAAAUUAGACCAAUUUUAGGAGAUGAAAAUCCACCACUUGUCAAAGAACAUUUGAUUUUUCUCCCCCCACCUAAAAACAUUAUAUUAGGCGGCGCCUUCAGUGCAGGAAUCUCUCUUGGUUCGUGGCCUGGAGUAAAAAAAAAACAAUUGUCAGUGUUAGCACGUAUAAUAUCCAAGUACUUAUCGGGCUGUUUCACAAAAUUUGACUCCUACUUGUGUACACUGCAUGCAUUAUUUCAACAAACAAAUCAUACAAGGCAUUCAUGGACCGGUUGACAACACCUGCUCUAACCCAGCGAGCAUUUUAUUUGUUGCCCAGAAAACGGAGCAGAUUUGCGGUGAUGAAUUGCGGCAGUGCCCCCUACCGGUAAAGUUGCUGAACUGGCAGUGGAUUUUUCCUUCACCCGAGAUGCGAGAAUAUCCUGUGAUUAAAAUAAAAUAUGUUUGAAUACAUGUCGA